Epinephelus fuscoguttatus (brown-marbled grouper) is the source of this 6826-nucleotide messenger RNA. It is a transcript of the gene kcnn3, whose product is annotated as potassium intermediate/small conductance calcium-activated channel, subfamily N, member 3. Gene Ontology annotation, biological process: potassium ion transmembrane transport. The transcript has 10 exons. NCBI's taxonomy places the organism in Eukaryota, Metazoa, Chordata, Actinopteri, Perciformes, Serranidae. Bases 566 to 3088 code for a protein of 840 amino acids. Gene Ontology annotation, molecular function: calmodulin binding; small conductance calcium-activated potassium channel activity. The record is from RefSeq and is a predicted model, not a curated record. Gene Ontology annotation, cellular component: plasma membrane; neuron projection; neuronal cell body.
GUGAGCUGGAGAUUGAGUGCAAGUCGGUGGAGUCACAUAUUAAAUCACAGACUUCACUGCUCAUCUGAGGACUGUGACUUGACGUCCAGCUUCUUCUUCUUCUUUUUUUUUUUUUAAUUUUGUAAUUUUUUUCUGUUCGGGCGGUUAAUGUCGCUGCACAUUUUUGACGUGCAGCCACAACAGGUUGACCGAUUAAAUCCAGCCACUAUGGAUUAUUCCUCUUCAUCUCCAGUCGAUUGCCACUGACGGGAUCGUAAUGGGCACCGUCGAGAGAUCAGUGUUGAUUGAGGAAGAAACGAACUGAUCAUAAUCAAGUGGAGCGGAGACGGAGGCAACAUCUGUGGGGGGAGCGACGCACAAUUUCGAGAGACAAGCGAGGGGACCUGUGGAGGGACCUGUAUGCAAGGAAGCGAAGCGAAAAGAUGAUGGGAUGGCCGUGGCAACAUGAAAAAGAAAAAGUGCGGUGGUCUAUUUUCAUCCAGCCAGUGAUUCAACACAACUAACCUGGGGGACAGGGACUGAGAGAGAAGAGGUAGGAGACAGGUGCGUGGCCACAGCCGUGACCAUGGAGCCUCCCCCCUCUCUGAGCUUGGCUCUGCUAGGAGGGAGCGAGGAUGAGGACCAGCGCUUCCUCCUUCCCCUGGGCAGCAUAUCCCAUCCCUCCACCACUGGCAACCAGCCAGGAUCAAACCACUCCAAUCACAUGGGAGGAUCAAGCCUCGACCGCCUAAAUGGCAGCACCCCGUCCCCAGCCACUGCCACGCCCAACUUGCCUCCAGCAUCACUCCCCAAGUUGCCCCUGUCAUCCUCUGGAGCUCAGCCUUUGCCCCCGCCCAUCCCCAACGCCCUGCAUCCCACCAGCACCCCGCUCUCCUCAUGCUUGGGCUCGCAGCACAGCCUGAGCGGGGACAACUCUCCAGUCUACAACGCCCUCUUUUACUCCUCCCACUCGCCCUCCAUGGAGCGGGAGAGGGACAGAGAGCGUGAGAGGGACAGGGAGCGAGAGCGAGAGCGAGAGCGAGAUCGAGAUAGAGGCUGUAAACACAGACAGGCCAGCCCUCUGGUUCACCGUAGGGACAGUAACCCCUUCACGGAGAUCGCCAUGAGCUCCUGUAAGUACACAGGCGGGGUCAUGAAGCCCCUGAGCCGCCUCAGCGCCUCCCGCAGAAACCUCAUUGAAUCAGACAGCAGCAGCGAAACCAAAGAGGUUGGCGUUUCAGCUGUUGCCGGGGCAACAGCAGCAGGGGGGCAUGACCGACAGCGAGAAGCCCCUCCCACCUCCUCGUUGUCCCAGUCCUCUACCAAUCAACCCCCAAUACAGAGCCCGCCAGAGAUUGUGAUUUCAUCCAAAGAAGACUCGCCGUACCCCCGAGCGGGGUAUGACAUCACAGACUCCACAUCCAACCAGAUGUCCAUCUACCACCAGAACCAUGCGCUGGUGGAGAGCAGGCGGGCGCAGCCGGGGCGGGGGAGCAGGCAGGGAGGGGUCGGAGCAGUGGGCACCGGGCCAAGGGGCAGCACCUCCAAGGCCCCAAAACGGAAGAACCAAAACAUUGGCUAUAAACUGGGGCAUCGACGGGCGCUGUUUGAGAAGAGGAAGAGGCUGAGCGACUAUGCGCUCAUCUUCGGGAUGUUUGGCAUUGUCGUCAUGGUGAUUGAGACGGAGCUGUCGUGGGGUGUUUACACCAAGAGCUCCAUGUAUUCUCUGGCCCUGAAGUGUCUGAUCAGCCUGUCCACAGUCAUACUGCUGGGCCUCAUCAUAGCCUACCAUGCACGGGAAGUUCAGCUGUUUGUCAUCGACAACGGAGCUGACGACUGGCGCAUCGCCAUGACGAUGGAGAGGGUGUUGCUGAUCGCACUGGAGCUGCUGGUUUCUGCGGUGCACCCAGUGCCAGGGGACUUUAAGUUUCAGUGGCGGGCGCGGCUGGCCUUCUCGUACGCCCCGUCGCAGGCCGAGGCCGACCUGGACAUGGUGCUGAGUGUGCCCAUGUUCCUGCGCCUCUACCUCAUCGCCAGAGUCAUGCUUCUUCACAGCAAACUCUUCACUGACGCCUCCUCCAGGAGUAUAGGUGCCCUAAAUAAGGUGCAUUUUAACACUCGGUUUGUAAUGAAAACCCUCAUGACCAUCUGCCCCGGGACGGUGCUGCUGGUCUUCAGCAUCUCUCUGUGGAUCAUUGCUGCCUGGACCGUACGAGUGUGCGAGAGGUAUCACGAUGCCCAGGAUGUGACCAGUAACUUCCUGGGAGCCAUGUGGCUUAUCUCCAUCACCUUUUUGUCCAUCGGCUAUGGAGACAUGGUUCCUCACACCUACUGUGGCAAAGGAGUCUGUCUGCUCACAGGAAUCAUGGGUGCAGGCUGUACAGCUCUGGUGGUUGCCGUGGUAGCCAGGAAGCUGGAGCUGACCAAGGCCGAGAAACACGUACACAACUUCAUGAUGGACACACAGCUCACCAAGAGGAUAAAGAACGCAGCGGCUAACGUGCUGAGGGAAACCUGGCUCAUCUACAAACACACCAAGCUGAUGAAGAAGAUCGACCACUCCAGAGUCCGCAAACACCAGCGGAAGUUCCUCCAGGCUAUACAUCAAUUACGCAGUGUGAAAAUGGAGCAGAGGAAACUCAGUGAUCAGGCCAACACACUAGUAGACCUCUCAAAGAUGCAGAGUGUCAUGUAUGAGCUCAUGUCAGAGCUCAACGACCGCAGCGAGGACUUGGAGCGCCAGAUGCUAUCCCUGGAGCAGCGGGUGGAGCAGCUCACCGCCGGCUUCAACACCCUGCCUGCCCACCUCUCGGCCACCCUCAGCGCGCAGCACGCCGCCCUGGUCCACUUGCUUCGGGAGAGGGAUGCGAGGGACGGUAGAGGAGGUGGUGGUGGAGGAGGGGGAGGUGCUGUGGUCCCACUGUCUCCAGCUGCGUCUUUAGCCACUGCUUCAGCUUCAAUUUCUCCAGUCCAGGUCGCAUCUCCAGCACCACCCCCAUCCCAAGUCCCCACAUUGGCCUUGGAGUCCCCUCUUUCGCCCCCACCUUUGAGCCCAGAGGGGAGCCUGGAGGCUAGUCCCAACCCCAACACCUGCACUUCUAGCUGCUGAAGACAGCUGUGAGGACCAGGACAGGACAUAUGUGGUGGGAAAACAGGGAGAGAGGAGGGGGAGAGGGGGGGGAUGUGCCAGUCCUCUCAGUUCAGACUAUAGGAGAGGAACAAGGAGGGAGGAGGAGAGAGAUGGGAGGUGAUCCUCUGAAACUAACGCUCCAUGAGGGAGGGAUGAAGACGGGACUAUGAGGAGAAAUAAUAGGAUUAAGAUGGAGGGCCGGUAUGAAUGAUGAGACAUGUUAGGGACUUUGGGGCGCCUUCCUUGACGAGGGAAGGAGAAGAAAAAUGGAGAAAAAAUGGAGACUCUAAAAUGUGUAAGGGGAGGGAGAAUGUCAAGAGGGUGAGAAAUGGAGGUAGAGAGGAUGAGGAGGGGGAAGGAGAGAGGAGGAGAAAUAACGAGGAAUAAUUAUAUGAACUCAGAGCUCCUAAAUGGAAUCCACUCCAAUUACUGAAAAAGGGCCUUUUAUUCUCUCUCUGUCUCUCUCUAUCUCUCUCUCUCUUUCUUCUUUUCUCCCCCUCUUUCCUUCCCUCUCUCCCAAUCUUUCUCUCCCUUCAUCAGGAAUUAAUGACCAUGACUUUUUAUCCUUAUGAUGUAUUUUCUAUCUGAAUGCUAAUUGUGUGUUAACGAGCAUCCCUUUAACAGAAGGUUCGAUCAAUACGACCAUGAUAUUAAAAAAAAAAAAAAACUAGUGGCAUGCACUGCACACACACAGACACACAAACACACACACACACACAAAAACGUAUACCGACGCAUCCUCCACGCAAUACAAGUUAACUCAGCACAAACAUAAAUACACAAUCUUUCACAAUGCAGGCCCUAUUUAGACUCACACAAAGAAACUGUGUGCAGUAGCCCACAAGAUAAUACUUAAGCCUAUACUGCCAAGCACUCAAUGCACUGUCAAUCUCCACAGAGCACUGCCAAGCAAUGUAGACACACUGUAAAAAAUGUUCAUCCAAACGACUUAUCUUUUGUGGGUGUGAGCUAAUGCAGUAGUUUAGACUUACAAUGCAUAGUUGUGACAUUUUGACUACUCAGCUGGGAGAAUCGUAACCCUUCACUGCACUUCACUACAGAUGUAGUCGAAAUAAGUUGGUACGACACAGAGGAACAUGAGUCACCGCAGCAUCUGUUUGUGACGAGGAAGACAGUCGCAGAUGAUAGAAUAACCGCGACACAACUGCAACAGGACUUUAUUACUGCAUUUCUUGGAUUAGAUGGAGCUGGACUGAUGUUUAAGUGCUGUGCUGAAGUGAGACUUUGAAGAGUUUGAUUAUGUUUGAGUUCUGUGAAUGUUUCAGAAAAUGGAUCAUUAAUAUUUGUAUCAAGUGCAUUAACGCUGGGAUGGCUGUUGGAAGAAAGACUAGAUUAUGGCAAAAAACCUUAAGUAAAGGUUCAGUGUGUAGGAUUUGGGGGAAUAUAUAGGCACAAGUGAAAUAUUUUAUAAUAAGUAUGUUUUCUUUGGUGUAUAAUCACUAGAGCUUAGAUCGCCCCCACCCGAGCCCGUGCAUGUUCUGUCCAAGCCCGUUAACUGUUAUUAUGAGCCCGAGCCCGGUUUAAACCCGACAUUUUUUUUAAGGAUACAAACGUGGACAUUGAAGGCUGACUCUCGUCUUUCUUUCCAUGGCAAGCCUUCGUCAUGUGCCUCUUAAGUGUCGAGGUCCCCGUCUUUUUGCUGUCAUAUACCAGCAUCGCGCUGCACUUGGUACACUCGACGAAGCCGACACACACAUUGUCACCGUCAACAACUCACGUGCGCAGCCAGCGGCGCCAUCAAGGGGGCAGGUGUGAUGAGUAGUAGUUGGUUCCAUAGCCUAGGUCUAUUAUGAGGAGCCCCACCUGUCCAAGCCCAAGGAUAGUGGCGGGAAAUUACAGCCGGGUCAGGUUUGGGCAGAGAAUCUAAACUCUAGUAAUCACCUGAAAAAAGCACUGUUAUGUUUUCUUACCUUAGAAUGAGCCGUCUAUAUCUACAUAGGGAGGAGGGCCUUGUCCACAGAGUCGGCCAUGUUUCUACAAUAGCCCAGAACGGACAAACCAGACACUGGCGUUAGAUAGGGCGAGUCACGUUUCCAUGUUUUUGCAUUGGCCACCAUAGUUUAGCAGUCCCUACAUGAUAAGAGCAUUGCAAACACUACAUUUUUAACAUGAAAGCGCUCUAUUCAGUGUUUUAAAUCAUCAAGUCUGUUUGUUGUGGAGAGGAUGAGCUUCUGUAGAUAAUUUGGAUCUUAAGGUAUCAGAAAAAAAUGGUGAGCGCACAUAAGGAGGUGCUGAGCUAGCGGCCCUUCUCCAUGCCAGGCAUCAUCAGAGAAACACUGAUUUGUAACGUGAAACUGCUUUUUUCAGUGCUUUUACCAGUUUAGAUCACCUGGUCAGUUUGUUUUGGAGAGGAGGAGAUCUCUGCGAGUAAUUCGGUUCCGAGUAAAAAUGUCCAGAAGGAAUUCCAAUUGGGAGAUGUUUCAGCUAGUUGCAAUCUGCAAUCCUCACUGCUAGAUGCCACUAAAUCCCCCUAAAUCUUACAUAAUGUUCCUUUAAACUGGCAUUUCAAUCUGGUUGCUCUCAAAGGAACACUGACUGUACGAGACAGAGCUCUGCACAAACUUAGCAUCUGGUGAGUGUUCUGCAGACAGGUAAAAUAACAGUCAAAACAUUAUCCAUCAAUAAUAAAUGAUCUGCUUAUUCUUUCACCCGUCUGAAGUCAGUGGAGUCAGAUCGACUGGGAUGCUGUAGUAUCUGUUGUUUUGCUUUCAUUCUCUGAAAAUAUUACUUCCUAUUAAUUACUAAAAUAUUGAUUUUUACAUUGGUAAUUUAAUUGACUAUAAAAAGAAUCCAACAAUUGUUUAGCUGUGUGUUUCUAAGUUGAUGUGAUUAAUAUUUUUUCACAGUGUACGGUUGUGUCUGUGUCCCUUCACGAAGGGGAGAAGACCUUACUUACUGCCAUUCUUUUUCGAGCUUGCAGUCCCAAAACAACGCACUGUUAUCAUGAAUGUAUUCUGUGUAAAGAAAUACACUCAAACACUCUUUGCUUGUUCAAUCACUUAAACUGCCAUGCAGACACAGGAACAGACACCUACACGCACGCACACACAAAUAUACACACACCUCGACAACCAAAGUGCUCUCUCUUAAAUGGACUUCAAUAAGAGGCAGGGAACGCUGCUGUCACUGGGGAAAAAAGAUAGCAGAAGGCGUUGCAGAUAUCUUGACAAUAUUUCUGAGGGAAUAACUGUGAAAAUCUGGGCAUGGACUUGUUACAGUGCUGUACAUGGACUGCUCUUCACUGCUUUAAAACAGAUCAAGGUGGACUACGGAUGAACACAAGGGAACACAAAUAAACCUUUUAAAGGAUAAAUGGCCAUGAAGGAACAGCUGUUCAUGAAAUAAAUAAAACAUAGAAAGAGAGACUGAGGUUUAUCUGAGUGGAAUUAUAAUGGUGUAAUGGGAAAACAGACAAGCCUACCCUUGCAUUGGAGACAAUACUGUCUUAUAGCGACACGCUGUGGCCGGAAUACUGAAUUACAUACGCUUGGAAUAUUGUAUAGUAUGCUGUUAACGAAAUCUAGCUUUGUAUUGCUUAGUCUUUUCUACCAUUAUGAUUAAACGCAGUUAUAGCUGAUAUCUAAUAUUACUAAACUAUAGUAUUCUUCUCAUUCGUCAUGACAAUUAUGAUAUAUGUAUUAACAAUACGUUAAAUAAUUAUGAACAAGGGAAGUGCCGUUUGAGGUUGAAAUUAUU